Molecule: messenger RNA, 1308 nt
Organism: Penicillium canescens
Lineage: Eukaryota; Fungi; Ascomycota; Eurotiomycetes; Eurotiales; Aspergillaceae
Product: NAD(P)/FAD-dependent oxidoreductase
Exons: 7
Coding region: 1-1308 (435 amino acids)
Molecular function (GO): sarcosine oxidase activity; saccharopine oxidase activity; flavin adenine dinucleotide binding
Source: RefSeq, a predicted model, not a curated record
AUGGCUUCUUCCCGUGCAGAUACAAAGAUUGUUGUCGUCGGGGGAGGCGGAACAAUCGGAUCUUCAACUGCACUGCAUCUCAUACGCUCUGGCUACACACCUUCCAACGUCACCGUGCUGGAUGUAUAUCCAAUUCCAUCCUCCCAAUCGGCAGGACAUGAUCUCAACAAAAUCAUGAGUAUCCGAUUGCGUAAUAAAUCCGAUUUGCAACUUUCGCUAGAGGCUCUUGACAUGUGGACGAAUGAUGAGUUGUUUAAACCCUUCUUUCACAAGGUCGGAAUGAUUGAUUGUUCUUCGUCUAAGGAGGGGAUUGAGAAUCUUCAAAAGAAGCUCCAAUCCCUUAUUGAUGUGAAUAUCGGACUGGAGAAGACGAAUACUUGGUUAAAUGAAGAUGAAAUCCUGAAGAAGGCGCCGUUCUUCACACCGGAUCAAGUCAAGGGAUGGAACGGCUUGUUCUGCAGUGAUGGAGGCUGGCUUGCUGCAGCCAAGGCCAUCAAUGCUAUAGGACAAUUCCUAAAAGAUCAAGGUGUCAACUUCGGAUUUGGCGGUGCCGGAACCUUUAAGCGGCCUCUGUUCACAGAGGAAAUGACGUGUAUUGGCGUUGAGACAGUCGAUGGAACGAAAUACUAUGCCGACAAGGUCGUCCUGGCUGCUGGUGCUUGGAGCUCAACAUUGGUUGAUCUAGAGGAUCAGUGUGUUUCCAAAGCCUGGGUCUACGCUCACAUCCAACUCACACCCCAAGAAGCUGCCGAGUACAAGAAUGCACCGGUAGUAUACGACGGUGAAUACGGAUUCUUCUUCGAGCCUAACGAGUACGGAGUUAUCAAAGUCUGCGAUGAGUUCCCCGGCUUUACUCGCUUUAAACAGCAUCAACCCUACGGUGCUGCUUCUCCCAAGCUGAUCUCCGUUCCUCGGUCUCACGCCAAACAUCCUACAGAUACAUAUCCCGACGCAUCUGAGGUGACCAUUCGAAAAGCAAUUGCGAGAUUCAUGCCACGGUUCAAGGAUAAAGAACUUUUUAAUCGGGCGAUGUGCUGGUGUACGGAUACUGCAGAUGCUAAUCUGUUGAUUUGUGAACAUCCGAAGUGGAAGAACUUUAUCUUGGCUACCGGUGACAGUGGCCAUUCCUUCAAAGUGUUGCCAAAUAUUGGCAAGCACGUUGUCGAGCUGAUCGAAGGAUGUCUAUCGCAAGAUAUGGCUGAUGCGUGGAGAUGGAGACCUGGUGGUGAUGCCCUCAAGUCUAGACGUGGUGCCCCUGCGAAGGAUCUAGCUGAUAUGCCGGGGUGGAAACAUGAUGCAAAGCUAUGA